AGUACUGGGGUCCCCACCUCUGGGGCUGGAGAAGCAGGGGUCCCCUGAUAGGGGGUGGAGGGUUCCGGGGACCGGACGCCGGGGUUCCUGGAAAGGGAGAUGAGGAGUUUUCACCGAAACUGGGGCUCACGCAGGAAGCCUGGGGGAGUAGGAGGCGGAAACUCAGCCACAUCAAGGGACCGAGGGAGGAGCGGGGAGGUGCCUGGGCGGGAGAGAGACGCAGGCUGGCGGGUGGCUGUCCCAGACUUGCACUUCUGUCCCUUCAAGACCCAACCACAGGCAUGAGGGGCCCCCGGCCGAGAUGACAGUGCUGGCGCCAGCCCGGAGCCCAACCGUGCGUAUUAGCAGGGGCCACAAGUGGUUGCUGCUGCUGCUGCUGCUGAGCCCCAGCCUCUGCGGGACCCCGGACUGCUCCUUCAACCACAGCCCCAUCUCCUCCAACUUUGCUGUCACCAUCAGCAAGCUGUCUGACUACCUGCUGCAAGACUACCCAGUCACAGUGGCCUCCAACCUGCAGGACGAAGAGCUCUGCAGGGCACUCUGGCGGCUGGUGCUGGCUCAGCGCUGCCUGGAGCAGCUCAAGGCCGUGGCUGGGGCCCAGAUGCUGGUCCUCCUGGAGGCUGUCAACACCGAGAUCUACUUCGUGACCUCAUGUGCCUUCCAGCCCCUUCCCAGCUGUCUUCGCUUCGUCCAGACCAACAUCUCGCACCUCCUGCAGGACACCUCGGCGCAGCUGCUGGCGCUGAAGCCCUGGAUCACCCAACGCAAUUUCUCCCGCUGCCUCGAGCUGCAGUGUCAGCCGGGACAGGCCACUGAGGCAUCCCCUACCAGAGGAUCCGCCGCCCGGACCAGCAGGACCAAGAGACCGGUGGCUGGAGGCCGGCUCUUUCGCCCUCUGCCCAGCGUGGAGGCCACGCCAGGACCCAGCCCCAGCAGCGCCGCUCGCCCCGUGACACUGGACAUAAACCCUCCUUCCCGAUCUGCCCUGGCCAGGCCUGUCUGUGGGUGACAUGGGGGUGGCGUCAGUGUGGGGCCUUUUGGUCUCCAAGUCUUGGGUUUUCCAGCAAAUGCAAUGCCCUCGUGGACCCCAGGACCGGCGCGGGGCAACGCUGGACCUCGGAUGGGAGGCAGCAGCGGCACGGGACCCUAGAAGAAAA
Messenger RNA from Ochotona princeps (American pika), 1157 nucleotides. It is a transcript of the gene FLT3LG, whose product is annotated as fms related receptor tyrosine kinase 3 ligand. Gene Ontology annotation, cellular component: membrane; cell surface. Lineage: Eukaryota; Metazoa; Chordata; Mammalia; Lagomorpha; Ochotonidae. Gene Ontology annotation, biological process: positive regulation of cell population proliferation. The transcript has 6 exons. The record is from RefSeq and is a predicted model, not a curated record. Gene Ontology annotation, molecular function: cytokine activity; receptor tyrosine kinase binding. Bases 302 to 1009 code for a protein of 235 amino acids.